AUGGCAGAAGCUACACUAUCCACCCUUCUGCAAACCUUAAAAUUCCCCCAAAUACCCACCUCUGAUGAAGAACCAAGGGAGAAGGGAGAUGCAGGAAAUACUCCCUGGAUUAUAUUUAGGACCAUAUGCUGCGCUCAAAGAAGCAAGUUACCUGUUCUUUUAGAGCAUGGUAUAACCCAUGUCCUUUGUAUAAGACAGGCACCAGAGGCAACCAUCAUUAAACCAAACUUUCCAGACAGAUUCCGGUAUUUAGUUCUUGAUGUAGCUGACAAUUGCAUGGAAAAUAUCAUCAGACAUAUACCUACAGUGAAGGGAUUCAUUGACUCGUGUUUACAAUCUGGAGGAAGGAUACUGGUACAUGGCAAUGCUGGUAUAUCAAGAAGUGCUGCACUAGUUAUAGGUUAUCUAAUGGAAACAUAUGGACUGAAGUACAGGAUUGCCUACCGCUAUGUACAGGAGAAACGUUUCUGUAUCAGUGUAAAUGAUGGAUUUGCCAGUCAAUUGAAGGAGUACGAAGCAAUAUUCACUGCAAGGAUGCAAGUACCUGCUGGUAUGACGAAGGACUAGGUAUCAAAAGGUCACUGGAUGAAGAAGAGAUGGAGCCCGACUAACAGACACUAGAUUCCUGGCAUUGAAGACUGUGCAAUCAUUCCCUUGUAGUGGAUUUAACUUCCUAGCUGUUCCUGCAUCUGGUCCUGGUCCUGGUCCUAUACAGACUUCUUGAACCUGGACCUGCCUGGCCAUGUGAUAUAUAUCUGCUCUUUCAAGCCAAGUAAUUAAAAGUCCUAAAUCUGAGAUGGACCAAAGAAGAUUGGCAGGUAGACACGUAGAAUCGUUCCAAGUUUUCAGGAUAUCCUCUGUUUAAGGUGCAAAGACCUGCAUUUAAAUGUUACAGCAUUGCAAAAACACUCCACUGUUGUUUAUACAUGUAUGUGAAUUGUGAAACUUCAGCAGUUUCAAACUACCAUGCAUACUUUAAAUGAAAUUUCUAGCAUAUCAUAUACACUGCUGUAGUUCAAAUACAUUUCUACUUUAUUCACUGUUUGAUUUAAUCCUGUAAUGUGUGUUAGAGAUUUUCAUUGUUUGAUCCCCAUUUUUUAUUACAAUCCACACAUCUCCUUACUAUUUUAUUCCUUUUAAGUAAGCUGAUAACAAUUUUUAAUUUUGUUGUUGCUAGAAACUGUAAAAUUGUGGUGCUUUACGUGUUGUGUUAAGUCAUGUGAUGUUUGUACCUGAAUGGGAAUGAUCUGAAUGUGUUUGAUAUUACAAACUAUGUUCCUGCAUUAAUAUCAUUAUGUCUUCUUUAUUAAAGAUAUGGUUGUUUCAGAAUUUUUAUACCAAUGAUUAAAAUGUACCCAUACUCAUUCUGUCUCUCUCUCUCUCUCUCUCUCUCUUUCUCUGUUUUCUAACACUCCAAACUGACCAUGGUGUUUUAUUCCUUUUCCUGUGCCCAAUUCACAGUAGGUCUUAUGAUUAUACCAAAGCUAUUACAUUCAAUGUCAUUCCCUGAAUCUACAUUAACAGGACACUCCAACAUGAGUUUGUGAAAAUUAUCAUUUAAAUCCAACGUGCCAUUGUGAUGUCAUUUGUUGUGGUCCAACCACCAUUCUGCCAAUUUAUUUUAAAAAUAGUGUAGUACAGUAAUUUCGUACAAGAUUUUUACCCGUUUUUGUAGAAUGAAGGUAACAAAAUAGGCAUUGCUUUUUGUAUGUUUAAAAAAAAAAAAUAAUACUCAUCAAAAUGUAUUCCAUCAUAAUAUAUCAUGCCUCAUCAUUAAACAUGAUUAUUAUAAUAU
Messenger RNA from Strongylocentrotus purpuratus (purple sea urchin), 1795 nucleotides. RefSeq names its product serine/threonine/tyrosine-interacting protein (gene styx). The coding region runs from base 1 to 567 and encodes 188 amino acids. Gene Ontology annotation, cellular component: nucleoplasm; cytoplasm. Lineage: Eukaryota; Metazoa; Echinodermata; Echinoidea; Camarodonta; Strongylocentrotidae. Gene Ontology annotation, biological process: negative regulation of protein binding; regulation of ERK1 and ERK2 cascade; protein dephosphorylation. The record is from RefSeq and is a predicted model, not a curated record. Gene Ontology annotation, molecular function: protein tyrosine/serine/threonine phosphatase activity; F-box domain binding. The transcript is spliced from 10 exons.